AUUCUUUAGUAGAGAAUCGUGCACGCUGGAUGAACGGGAGUAGUGUUGCCCGGACGCGGUGCAACAAUCGGGUGGCGGAGGGGUCUCAGGAGGCGGAUUAUUCUCGCUGUAAAGUAAAGUAGCGGGAGAGCGGUGUGCGCAACGACAGUCAAGAUGGAUGAGCUCUUAGGCCAUGGCCCUCAGAUCAAAUACUAAUCCUGAAGAACAACUGCGGACCCUGUUUAGUAGUUGCAGAUUGACGUCGUCUGGAUCCCUAACUUCAAUUGGGUUGCAACAGUUGUGCGAGAAGCUCCAUUUGGGGGAUUCGGCCACUCAGCUACUGAGCCAGCUCACUGCACAAAGGCAUGAGUUGGGUGGCCCAUCAAAGAAUUAUGAUGAUCGAUUUGAAGAUGUAACAUUUGAUGAAUUCAGAGAAGCCUUAGUUUAUCUCCUCUCGCAGCAGGAGCACUUGUCAUGUGCAUCGUUCAUAGCGCACAGGGAAAAAAUGAGUGCUGCUAAAGAACCAUCCUGCAACGAGGGAGAGUCGGCCAUGGACACUUCAACAGAGGCGGCAGUUCCCAAGAAGGAGGAGGAGACGACAGCUGAAACCACAUCACCUCCUGUGUGUGCCAGCCAGCCAUUACAAGACCUUGAAGAACAACUGAACACAAGCAUAAGCCCAGAGCAGGACAGCCAACCGCCCAGCUUAGCAUACUCUGGGGACAAUGAAGAGGAAUACCUUCGCGCAACCUGGCAGCGCCUUGGUGUGGGCCACGAUGGGUAUCUUUCCCUUGAGGAACUUGCAACUGUCUGUCAUGCCAUUGGGAUGGAGAAAGUGGCAAAUGAGGUUCUAGAACAGCUGUUCAGCCGACUCGAUGUUGAUGGGGAUGGGAGAAUCAGCUUCGAGGAGUUUGUUCACAUGUUCCAGAAUGGAGGGCCUAGUGGCAACACAUCCCUGGUCAUUGAUGAGUCACUUCAUCAGGAGACGCCAGGUACUCCCCUUAGCCGAAUGAGCUCCGUGAGCGAGGACCGACGGGGGGUUUCGGGAUCAGAGUCAGGCGUGUUCUCCGCUAUUGACCCGGAGAAUACUGGGUAUGCCAGCGUGGAGAGCAUCCUGGAGCUGUGGGACUCGUUGAACAUCAGCAACGGGGCGGACCUGCUGAGCCACCUGGGCUUCCCGCACCGCCCCCACGAGCGCGUGUCCCUCGGCGAGCUCUCGGCCGCCAUGGAGGAGGACGUGCAGCUGCCCGAGGAGCCCAGUGCCAGCGCCAGGAUCACCUCCAUGCAGAUGACGGUGCUCACCUACCUGCAGGAGAUUAAGUUUCUCAGGUUCUCUUUGGAAACGGCUCGAGGUGAAAGAAACAAGUUGCGGUGUGACUUGAACGAGGCCAACCAACGCGUAGCCCUGCUGGCCCAGGAGCUCGACGACCACAAUGCCCACAUGGAAGCCUCAUCGCAACACCAGAUCCAAGAGCUAGAGAGACAGUACCGAGAUCAGGUGCGAGAUCUCCAGGAUGCCGUGACGAGGGAGCGGGACACAGCGAGGGAUCAGGUCUCGGCCGUCACCCGCGAAAUGCAGUCCUACAAUGACCAGUUACAGCAAGAGGAAAAUAAGUUAAAAAGUAAAAUUGCAUCACUCCAGAGUGAUGCAAAGCGUUUAGAAGCCGAGAACUUAGAGAUGAGUGAAAAGGUUCAAGAGGCAGAGAAACAGAUGUCUCAGAUGGAGAAGUUGGUCGCUGAAAUGCAAGAGCUUCGUAGUAAGGUGGCAGAGUACGAGUCUAUGAGUCCGAGAGACGAGGAGUACCGCAGGUUGCUGGACCGACUGGAGCGGGUCACUUCAGAGAAUCAGCAGCUCAGAGACAGCAAUGAUGAGCUUCUCUCGCAAUUAGACGCCUUCCCUCUGCGCCAGAAUAACGGCAGAAAUAAUGACAAGGAAAGCAGCCUAGACGGAUCCUGUUUAGGUGAUUACGUGGACCAACCCAUGGGUCUGCUGGCGCCUGUGAAGCGCAGGGGAUCCAACAGUGGAUCUGGAGAUGACAGUUGUGAAGAGGAGAGUCCUCGGGGUGGUAAAGUGCGGCGCUUUAGUAAGGGCCUGAACAUACACUAUGUUGAUGUUGGAUCUUAUGAUGAAUCCUUCUUCGACACAAGCAUGUCCAACCUCUUGAAGACUCCGCCAACGUCUCAUGGUCCAGCCCAGGACUCUCAGCCUGCUUCCCUUGAUGAGCUAAAUAUCAAAGUACCCAAGAAGAACUCUGCUCAAAAUGAUGCACAUGAUACCAGUAUACAUGAGGCCAGCGUCACCAGCGUGAGGAGUGUGACCCAGCUAGUGAACAAGGAGCUAAAGCAGGUGUUCAGGCACGUGCGUGCGAGUGUUGAGGAGGAGUACAGGCAAGGAGAAAGUAGGGGGGCCAUUACAGAGAGGACUGUGGAAGGUGACGUCAUGAAACCCGCUGGUCAUGAGUCCCUCAACAGAGCUCAAGAGCAACUUGUGGAAUGGGAGUUAGCCCAGCUUCAAAAGGAGCAGGAAAGGCAUCGGAAGAUAGACCAAGAACUGGAGGUGGAAUUGGCCCAGCUGCGGGAGGAACGAGACCGGCUGGCAAAGGCGCUCGAGCUGCAGCGGGAGGAGUUUGCGCACCAGUUGGAAAAGAAGGAGUUUGAGUACGAAGCUGCUCUGAACGAGUGCACCAGCGUGCGGAAGCAGCUGGAGAAGACCACGUCCCAGCUAAACCUCUCCAUUCCGGAGGCCUCGCAGGCUCCUUUCCCGCAAUCCUCAACUCCCAUCAAAUCAUCUUCCACAGCACCCAUCAGCUUGCGAGACAAGUGCACAAGGUGCGGUGACACUCAAGGCCAGCUCACAAUGGCGCUGGAGGAGCUGGAGAUGGCGUUGCGAAGGGAAGAACAGGAGCGCUCUCAGCGUAUCAAUGCAGAGACACUCUUGGGCAACAGACAAGAAAAUGGAAGUACAACAGAAUCUGGAGAAACAGGGUCUAGCACAGCAUACCCAAACUCUGCAUCAGAACCAUCCACUGCUUCAAAACUCCUCAUGCAAGGGAAUGCAGGAGAGGGUAGAGUAAGAGUCCUGGAGGAGCAGUGCAGAGGCCUGGAGGGUGAACUGGCAAGGGUCAGGGUUGAGGUCCUCAAGAUGGUGGAAGAGAGAGACCAACUUGCAAAACAAAAGGAAUUCCUGGAACAAAGAAAAGAUAACAUGGACUACCAGAACAUGAAGAGUCGUUGCCAGAUGUUGGUUGACAAAAUUAGAAGAAAGAGAAUGGCCAAUGCACCCAGUGUAAAGGAGACCAUAGGGGAGAAACCAGAGCAGGAGACCAACACAGAAAAGGAAGGCGACCAGGGGACCAAGGACACAAAGGAGGGUAAUGCUUCCGAUGUUCAGAAAAGCAGCUCAAGUCACGAUGAAGUAGAUAAGGCCUUGCCUGUCGAGAAGCCUGAAGAUAUGUUUGAGGAACUUGGUAAAGAGGUGUGUGCUUUCGAAGAGGAGCUUUGUCAUGAACGAGAUGGGCUUGAGAAGCAGAAAGCCGCUCUUCUAGAGAAGAACAACAAGCUGGAACAGAAUCUCGAGAUACUACGUGUAGAGUUUGACAAGAGUGAGGAUUAUUGGACCCUGAAGCUGCAGGAGGAGCAGGAUUAUUAUGAGGAAGAGCGGCGUUUGUAUGACGAGAAGUUCUCUUCCCUGGAAAAGAAAAUCCGGGAAUAUGAGGAGCUCGUUCUCUCUGGCGGUGGGGGGGGGCGUGAUAAUUCUGACGAGUCUGACCGACUGUCCACCAUUGAUGAGAGCGCCAUUUGGGAGAAACAGGUGACGGAGUUAGAAGAGGAAGUAUCUCUACUGAAGAAGCAAGUGGAUGAUUUAAGGGAGGAACGACAGAGGAUGGAGUGCGUCUGGGAAGCUCGUCUCCAAGAGGAAAGACAGCUUGCAAAUCAGAAGUGCAGUGGUCUUCAAGAUCAAAUUUGUAACCUUACCACACAACUGCAUCAGGCACAACACCAAGUGAAUUCAGUUCUAGAAGAAUUGGACAAAGUGCGGAGAGAAUCUGAGCAGCGCAUCAAAGACCUUUCUAAUCAACACAGACUACGCUCGCAGGAUAAUCCUCCUCUUGUGAAUGGCCAUGGUGCAGACUCUGAAGGAAGAUUAAGUCCCAAUACGCCCGACGAAGACAGACAGUUCUUUCGGGGUGCCGGAAGUGUUGGCGAAGAGACAAUCAAUGGAUCACUGAGAGCUCAGUUGCGUCAGUGCCAGAGUCGUCUCCGUUACCUAGAAGCCGCAUUGCGUCAGCAUCACACUCAUGCACAUCACAUACUCACAGUAACAAGGGAGCAGCAUGCAGCAGAAGUGCAGAACCUUGAGGGCAUGAUGGCUGCCACCCAGCAGAUGCUUGGCCAGCACAUUGCCAAGUACAAAGAUCAGUUGAGCAAGGCCAGUCGCAGCGACUCUCUUGUCAGGGAGUUGUACCUGGAAAAUGCCCAGUUAAUGAGGGCUCUCCAGAUUACCGAGAGUCGCCAAAAAUCGGCAGAAGAAGCAAGUCGUCGGUUGCAAGUAGCAGCACUGGGACCACACAGUGUUUCAUAAAAAAAAUGAUUAAUGCACCUCUUAAGAUAGUAUUAAUGCAAUAUGAGCAAGAUGAUACAAUAUGAAAAGAUAAUAAAGAAUCUGAGUAAUAUGUGGAAUCUUAGUAAUGAAAAUAACAGCUUAUUUUGACAGUUUAAAGAUCUAGUUUAAAUACAAUAAAGUACUAUUUUUCCCCAAAUGUAAAAUACAAGUAGAAAAAAAAAUAUUGAGGACCAAUUUGGUUUGCAUGUAUAUUUGUUAGAUACAUUUCAUCUAGGUCAUUUUUCACAAACAUUCAGGUUAAAAUAUUUCACAAAUCUGCUUCUCACCAGUGCCUGUCAAAAUCUUGAGUCCUUUUCUUAUUUUUUUACAAUAUUUGAUCAUAAGAUGUAGCAAGACACCUAGUGAUUUGUUAACUUAAAAAUGUGCUGUUUUCUUUAUUGUAAGUAAUGAAGGUAAUAUAAAUUAUAUAUUUAAAUGUGUACUGUUUGGUGCAUUGUGAUGUUAUGAUGUAUGACUGAGUCGUUAUUUCUUGAGGCAGGGAGUAAGGAAUCUUUAAGAUAAGUGUGGAUGAUCUGUUACACAUAGGGCAUUAAGUGGUGUGCUGGAGCAUUUACAGGAAAUUUAUUCCAGCUUAUAGAUCAUAAAUCUAUUGAAGCUUGUCUGUACUGUCAGUAAAGUUGGAAAUAGAAAUGGUAAACUCAUAGAGUUCUAGUCACGAUGCUUGUUCUUCCUGUAAUAGUGAAUGUGAUUGUUAAACAUUUGUAUACAUGGAACUGACAAUGAUGUUAUCUGCUUGAUUUUUUUUUAUGUCGCUAGUCUUCUUCUUCAGUCAAAACUCAAUCAAACAGUGAAUUGUGCCAUACUAUAAAUAUGUGGCCAUUUCUUCAGUUUUUUUUUUACGUUCAUAUAAGCAUUUUUCAAUGCCAUAGACAAUAGCAUUUUUCCCUCCUUGUUUUACUUAUUCACCAGUGCCUCUGUACUAUGAUACCAAAGUGUGUAGAUUGUCAUAGAUAAAAUAAACAGUUGAACCUAUA
Messenger RNA from Penaeus chinensis, 5577 nucleotides. RefSeq names its product ninein-like. The coding region runs from base 173 to 4561 and encodes 1462 amino acids. Gene Ontology annotation, molecular function: calcium ion binding. Gene Ontology annotation, cellular component: centrosome. Gene Ontology annotation, biological process: microtubule anchoring at centrosome. The transcript has 33 exons. Lineage: Eukaryota; Metazoa; Arthropoda; Malacostraca; Decapoda; Penaeidae. The record is from RefSeq and is a predicted model, not a curated record.